Molecule: messenger RNA, 1845 nt
Organism: Arctia plantaginis
Lineage: Eukaryota; Metazoa; Arthropoda; Insecta; Lepidoptera; Erebidae
Source: the annotation of a GenBank genome assembly
AUGGCGCCGAAAUUGUCGAAAAUGUUCCCUGAAUCCUGUCUACUUAUUUUUGUGGGAGUUCUUAUCGGAGCACUUCUGCUGAGCACACAUAGCGUACACGUCCAACCUUUAACGCCGGACACCUUCUUUCUAUACAUGCUGCCUCCUAUCAUCUUGGAUGCAGGAUAUUUCAUGCCAAAUAGAUUAUUUUUUGAUCAUCUGGGAACAAUUCUGUUGUUUGCUGUUGUUGGUACAGUUUUCAACACUCUGACAAUUGGAGCAUCUCUCUGGGCCUGUGGCCAAACUGGGAUGUUUGGUCGCACCACACCUUUACUGGACAUGCUUUUAUUUGGGGCGCUAAUAUCUGCAGUUGAUCCAGUUGCUGUUUUAGCUGUCUUUGAAGAAAUUCACGUCGACGAAGUUCUUUAUAUCGUUGUGUUCGGGGAAUCCUUAUUAAACGAUGCUGUUACAGUGGUCUUAUACCACAUGUUUGAAGCUUACACAGAAAUGGGUCCAUCCCGUUUGGUCUACACGGAUGUUUUAGCAGGACUGGCGUCAUUUCUAGUAGUGGCAGUUGGAGGAACCUGUAUUGGAGUUGUAUGGGGAUUUGCCACUGGUCUUGUAACUCGUUUCACACAUGAAGUUAGAGUAAUUGAGCCCAUCUUCAUUUUUGUCAUGGCGUACCUAGCUUAUCUUAAUGCAGAGAUGUUUCAUAUGAGCGGAAUACUUGCGAUAACUUUCUGUGGUAUUACUAUGAAGAAUUAUGUAGAAGGGAACAUAUCGCACAAAUCGCAUACGACUAUAAAAUACACCAUGAAAAUGUUAUCGUCGUCCUCUGAAACGAUCAUUUUCAUGUUCCUUGGUGUAGCUACCGUCAAUAACAACCACGAUUGGAAUACGUGGUUUGUUUUAUUGACUAUUGUUUUCUGCUCAGUUUUCCGAAUAAUAGGUGUGUACAUAUUUAGCACAGUAGCUAACAAAUUCCGAUUGCAUAAACUUAAUAGAGUUGAGAAGUUUGUGAUGUCGUAUGGAGGUUUGAGAGGUGCUGUAGCUUUUGCAUUAGUGCUGCUAAUAGAUCCAGAAAUAGUCGAACUUCAACCGAUGUUUGUAACUACAACUAUUGCGGUGAUAUACUUCACGGUAUUCAUUCAAGGGAUCACAAUAAAGCCCCUCGUGAAAAUAUUGAACGUAAAAACAGCUGAGAAACGGAAACCAACAAUGAAUGAAAGGAUUCAUGAAAGGGGCGCGGAGCCUAAGAUCUUGGAGACUUAUUCCAAGUUGGCUAUGAAGGACGCCAUCGAAUAUAUGCAGAGAAAUGCAUCGACUAUAGGAAAUAUAUCCGGAGCGGAAUCUAUGUCAGCGAUAUUCAAAAACUAUACCAAUGCCAAUUUCAAUGGAAGCCCAAGUUUCAGUCAGUUAGAUUCAUCUACAUGGAAUAUAGAUAUGCAAGAACUUGAAUAUAAUCCAUCUAAGAAGGAUCUCACAGACGCCAAAAUACACCACCUUCUUGCUGAAGAACUCUGCAAACCGUUUAGACGACAUCGGCGGCUAAGCUACAGCCGACACGCAGUGAAUGAUCGCGAUCUCGGCACGCAAGUCAACUACAAGACCCACAUGAACAUACGUCGACGCGUUGGCGACAGAAAACAUCACCACAAACGUAGCAAACGUGGAAAGCAGGAUGGCAAAAACCAUGUCACUUUCCCUGAAUUCCAGCAAAAUGGUUCGGCCAAACAGUUCACGCACGACUACAUAGACGAGGUGCUUCAAGAAGAAGGCGACGAACGCGAGGUGGUACCACGCCGGGACGGCGACGAUGGCGGUAUAACAUUCACUGCAAAAUCCCUGCGUAGGUAUUCUGCAUGA